AUGUUCAGGCAGAGUAUCCGGCGGUUUGGGACGACGGCCUGGCGGGCGGUCGAGGCUUCGACCCCGUACCACGUCAAGGUAUCUACGGCGCAGGGAACCGUCAAUGGGUUGACCGAGGCAAUUGGAAACACCCCGCUUAUCCGUCUGAAGCGGAUAUCCGAAGAGACCGGCUGCAAUGUGCUGGGCAAGGCCGAGUUCCAGAACCCCGGCGGCAGCGUCAAGGACCGCGCGGCCCUGUUUGUGGUCAAGGACGCGGAGGAAAGAGGCCUGCUGAAGCCCGGGGGCACCGUGGUAGAAGGCACGGCGGGCAAUACGGGCAUUGGGCUGGCGCACGUCUGCCGGUCGAAGGGGUACAAGCUGGUGAUCUACAUGCCCAACACACAAUCGCAGGGCAAGAUCGACCUCCUCCGUCUGUUGGGGGCCGAAGUGUACCCCGUGCCCGCUGUUGCGUUUGACAACCCGCAGAACUACAACCACCAGGCGCGGCGACACGCCGAAGCGCUGGACAAUGCAGUGUGGACCAACCAGUUCGACAACACGGCGAACCGACAGGCGCACAUCGACACCACGGGCCCGGAGAUCUGGGCGCAGACGGACGGCAAGGUGGAUGCGUUCACCUGCGCGACGGGAACGGGCGGCACCCUCGCGGGCAUUACCCGGUACCUCAAGGAGGCCAGCGGCGGGCGGGUCAAGAGCUUCCUGGCUGAUCCGCCGGGCAGCGUGCUGCACAGCUACAUCCAGAGCGGCGGGAAACUGAUCGACCGGUCCGGCAGCAGCAUCACCGAGGGCAUCGGACAGGGCCGGGUGACGGAUAACCUGCAACCGGACAUCGGCCUGCUCGACGGGUCGGUGCACAUCAGCGACGAGCGGUCGAUCGAGAUGGUCUACCGCUGCCUAGACGAAGAAGGGCUGUACCUGGGCGCCAGCUCGGCGCUCAACGUCGCCGCCGCCAAGGAGGUCGCCGAGAAGCUCGGCCGGGGCCACACUGUCGUCACCGUCCUGUGUGACGGUGCGUAUCGCUAUGCGGACCGUCUCUUCUCUGACAAGUGGCUGCAGAGCAAGAACCUGCGCGGUGCCAUUCCCAAGCAUCUAGAGAAGUAUAUUGUUCUACCAUGA
This is a messenger RNA of Penicilliopsis zonata CBS 506.65, 1116 nucleotides long. RefSeq lists its product as hypothetical. The transcript is spliced from 2 exons. Gene Ontology annotation, cellular component: cytoplasm. Gene Ontology annotation, molecular function: cysteine synthase activity. NCBI's taxonomy places the organism in Eukaryota, Fungi, Ascomycota, Eurotiomycetes, Eurotiales, Aspergillaceae. The record is from RefSeq and is a predicted model, not a curated record. The coding region runs from base 1 to 1116 and encodes 371 amino acids.